UUUCGUUUUAGCUUGUGGAAUGCCGGCGUUCCGGUGUAAACGUGGAGCUUCCCUAAAGUGAGAUGCGAGAUACUUCUCUCAGUUCCCAGCAGCCCGGAACCACCGAUCGGAGUACCGAGUUUCCUGAGUGCCCUCAUUUACUACCACUUCCGCCUACGGGUCUGGAAUACCCGAGGCUCUCCGGUGGCGAACGGCCGGAAAGGCACUUCCGGUAUCUGUUGCCAAGGCGCCGGCCCGCUGGGCCUAAGGAAGCGACAUUGUUGGCGGCGUCCUCUCCCCCCAUUCUGGGGGUCGAGAUGACGGGGCUCAGCUACACGGAGAUGGAGGGCUGUCGUAACCUGCUCAGCCUAUUGGACAACGAUGAGAUCAUGGCCCUGUGCGACACUAUCACCAACCGUCUGGUGCAGCCUGAGGACCGCCAAGAUGCCAUUCGUGCAAUAUUAGUCUACAGUCAAAGUGUAGAAGAACUUCUGAGGCGAAGAAAAGUCCACCGAGAAGUCAUAUUUAAAUACUUGGCAACACAGGGUGUUAUUAUACCUCCAGCUACUGAAAAACACAAUCUUAUUCAGCAUGCAAAGGAUUACUGGAAAAAGCAGUUACAACCAAAAUUGAAGGAAACGCCAGAGCCAGUUAAGACAGAGGACAUUAGACCCUCUGAACAGCAGGAGAAAGAAGAAAAAAAUGCCGAAAAGGUUGAUUUUCGUCGAUUAGGUGAAGAAUUCUGUCAGUGGUUCUUUGAACUUCUGAAUUCUCAGAAUCCUCUUCUGGGACCACCUCAAGAUGAAUGGGGGCCACAGCACUUCUGGCACGAUGUCAAGCUUAGGUUUUAUUACAACACAUCUGAACAAAAUGUGAUAGACUACUAUGGAGCAGAAAUUGUGAGCCUUCGUCUGCUGUCACUAGUGAAAGAGGAAUAUCUUUUUCUCAGUCCCAACCUAGAUUCCCAUGGACUAAAAUGUGCUGCUUCUCCCCAUGGUCUCGUUAUGGUCGGAGUCGCUGGGACUGUCCACCGAGGAAACACUUGUUUGGGCAUUUUUGAACAAAUUUUUGGACUCAUCCGCUGCCCUUUUGUGGAGAAUACUUGGAAAAUCAAAUUUAUCAACCUGAGGAUUAUAGGAGAGAGUUCCCUUGCUCCUGGAACAUUAAUGAAACCGGCUAUUACAUUUGAACCAAGUGACCUAGAAGCCUUUUAUAAUAUAAACACUUUAUGUGGUCCAGUGAAGUACAACUCCAUGUAAGGCAGGCACUGGACAGUGGGAUUGGAGACCAAGAUUCAUCUAGUGGAAGUUAGGCACUGUUGAACAAAAGAGAACUAAUUUUACCUCACCCUUGAAGCACUGAGUACAAUGUCAGUCUGAAAAAUCUUCUAUACGGAAAUUCAUCCAAAUACUACAUCAGUAAUGUCUAAGUGAUUUCAUAUUGGGGGGUUGACAUAUUUUAGUUGAAAUGUCUUUCUUGACUACAAGCUAACACAUUAUGUGAACACUUCCCUCUUUUCUACUUGAGUCGCAGCAGAUAUUCUGAAAAUUUCAUGCAAUUCGUCAAAUAAAUCCCACUUCAGAUGUUGUAACUAACAGUGUGCCUUCGAAAUCAGUUAAUAUUUUCACUUAGUGGGUAUUCUGCUGCUAUCUGUACUUUUCAUGUGGGGGAAAAAUUAAUAGUGUUCAAGGCUUCCCCUUUAAGUUUUUCAGUUACUUUUGUCUAAAUCUAAGUAAUUUUACAAGUACAUCUUAAUGACAGUAUUGCUUUAAAAAGAAGUACAUAUUUUAGAGAUGUUUAAAGUCAGGGUGUUUUUUAGAAACUUGAAUGACAUUCUCAUAGAAAAAGUACAGAAAUUUAGCUGGUGGAGAAAAAUUUAAUUUGCUUUUUAAAAUAUUUAAUGAACGUUUUUCAGAGUUAUCUAUUGUCCAAGCAAAAUAUCUUAUAAUAUGCAAUGUUUUUUGAAGUAUUUUGGGUAAUAAGUGCUUUUCUUAAAACAGACGUUUUUCUUUAAGCUUUCAGCUAACAGUUUUAUAGAGCAUUGAUUAUACUAUUGAAAUUUUUUAAAAGGUAUACCCAGUUUCUAAUUUAAAUGAAUUUUUUUCUCUUGAAUGAUCUUAGGUGACCAGUACCCCAAAUUAAACAUAUGUUGAGAUAUAUUCUCACAUCAUAAAUUAAAAUUGUUAGGAUUUUUGCACUUCUAAUUUGUUUUACUAGAUUUGAGUUACAAGAUUAGAUUGCCAGAUUACACACUUGCUUUAAAGUUUAAAUUCCUUAUCACCUAGCAGCUGCUUGCUGAAUCUGAAUUUAUUUAAUAAUUUUAAUUUACGGAAAUGUCAUUUGGAAAAAAUUCAGCUGGGAAAUGUUGUGAUGAGGUGCUUGUACAUAUUAUUUUUUUUUUUAACUUUAACUCAGCUCAUGAUCAUCUAAGGUGACUUACAAAAUUUUGGAAACAGGAGGAAAAGAAUGAUCUUUGUAAAUUUUUUUUAGUGCCAUGCCUCUUAUGAAGAGUACAAAUUGAUACAUGCCCAAAUAAGAACUUAAUAAGGGAAAUCCCUUUAGUCUGCUGUAAGAAUAGUGCUUUGUUUAGGUUUUUUUUUGUUGUUGUUCUUUAAGUUUGCAGUAUCAUUUUAACAUGUAAUUGAUAGAUAUCCUUAGUAAAGGAUAAAAUUUAAAAUUAUUCACAUUUUCUUUGCUCUAUUGCUGUCAAAUACUGUAGAAAUGAUACCAAAGGAAGAUGCUCAGGAUGGGUAGAAAUUACCUGUAGGUAUGUUCAGUAUUGAAUUUUUGAAUGUGUAAUGUUCAAGUUAGGCUGCAAUCUGCAUGUCCCUUCAGUCACCCUUUAAAAAUGUGAAAUCUUUCUGAUGUACUAAAUGAGAAUUCCCCUAGAGAAGGAAAUGGCAACUCUAGUAUUCUUGCCUGGAGCAUCCUAUGGACAGAGGAGCUUGGUGGACUACUGUUCAUGGAGUCACACAGAAUUGGACACAACUGAGUGACUAAGCACAAUUGAGAAUUAGAGCUAUAUUUUAUUUCCUUUGAAUCCCCACAGCUGGCUACACAGUGGGACCUAAUGUCCAAGUGAAUGGGUGAAUGAAUGAGUAAAAGACACUUAACCUACUAUAUAAAAGACUUCUUUUGCAUCUA
Molecule: messenger RNA, 3123 nt
Organism: Capra hircus (goat)
Lineage: Eukaryota; Metazoa; Chordata; Mammalia; Artiodactyla; Bovidae
Gene: C1H3orf38
Product: chromosome 1 C3orf38 homolog
Exons: 3
Coding region: 63-1238 (391 amino acids)
Source: RefSeq, a predicted model, not a curated record